Messenger RNA from Arabidopsis lyrata subsp. lyrata, 1814 nucleotides. RefSeq names its product fe(2+) transport protein 1. Gene Ontology annotation, molecular function: zinc ion transmembrane transporter activity. The record is from RefSeq and is a predicted model, not a curated record. The transcript has 3 exons. Gene Ontology annotation, cellular component: plasma membrane. Gene Ontology annotation, biological process: zinc ion transmembrane transport. Bases 410 to 1480 code for a protein of 356 amino acids. Lineage: Eukaryota; Viridiplantae; Streptophyta; Magnoliopsida; Brassicales; Brassicaceae.
UAAAAUAUUAAAUAUAUGAAAUCAAAUAUGGUUUAAUUCUGUAAACAAAGUUUAUCUUACUUGAGUAGUUUAUUCAUCCCCAAAUAAUCAAUUGUUCAACAAAUCAAUGACCGUACGCGUUGUACGACUUAUGAAAAGGCAAGAUCCGUACAACUCCUUAUUACGUACGUGAGCAAGAAUAUUGCGAUUUCACCAAUUUCCAUUAUAAACAAUAGUUAUUUGACCAACUAACUCCUUAAUUUUUUCCAUCUUAAGAAGAAAUAUAUUCCAUGUCACCAAAAAUUUGGCAUGGAAAUAGCCCGUCUAUAUUCCCUAUAUAAGCAUAAGUCGUAACAAGCCAAAAUAGAUCCAACACAAAUACAAAACAAUAAAACAUUUAUAAAGAAAAAAGAAGUUUAAAAAAAUUAUAAUGGCGGCUUCGACAACAACACUCAUGAAGCUCUUCUUCUUUGCCCUAAUUCUUGUCAGCUUCAUCGUAUCUCCAGCGACGUCCACGGCACCAGAAGAAUGUGAAGCCGAGUCAACAAACCCAUGUCUUAACAAGACUAAAGCCUUACCUCUAAAAAUCAUAUCCAUAGUAGCCAUCCUCUUGACCAGCAUGAUAGGCGUCUCGGCUCCUCUCUUCAGCCGAUACGUUCCCAUUCUCCAUCCGGAUGGAAAUAUUUUCACAAUCGUUAAGGCUUUCGCAUCCGGAAUCAUACUGGGAACAAGUUUCAUGCACGUUUUACCUGAUUCUUUCGAGAUGUUGUCAUCGGAAUGUCUAGAGGACGAUCCAUGGCACAAGUUCCCAUUCACGGGAUUUGUCGCUAUGUUGUCGGGCCUCGUCACUUUAGCCAUUGACUCCAUGGCGACUAGCUUCUACUCUAGCAAGAACGGUAGUGAGAUUGUACCUGCUGCUAGUAACGGUGAUCAGGAGAGAGCGAAUCCGAUGAUAACUCAUGGCCAUAGUCAUGGUCAUGGCGUUACAUUAAAUACUAAAGAUGAUGGUUCUUCACAUUUAUUGCGGUACCGUGUCAUUGCUAUGGUGUUGGAGCUUGGAAUUAUAGUUCACUCCGUGGUCAUUGGAUUAUCUCUAGGUGCAACAAAUGACACAUGCACCAUUAAAGGUCUCAUUGCAGCUCUUUGCUUCCAUCAAAUGUUUGAAGGCAUGGGUCUUGGAGGUUGCAUCCUCCAGGCGGAAUAUACAACUGUGAAAAAGUUCAUGAUGGCCUUCUUUUUCGCGGUUACAACACCAUUUGGGAUUGUUUUAGGGAUUGCAUUGUCGAGCAUUUAUAGGGAUAACAGCCCGACCGCGUUGAUCACUGUCGGGCUGCUCAAUGCCUGCUCUGCAGGACUGCUUAUCUACAUGGCCCUCGUUGACCUUCUAGCGGCUGAGUUCAUGGGACCAAAGCUCCAAGGCAACAUCAAGCUUCAGAUCAAAUGUUUCUUUGCCGCUUUACUCGGCUGCGGGGGAAUGUCAAUCCUCGCCAAAUGGGCUUAGAAACUUAUCAAUAAUCUUGGAGUGCAUAUACUAAAAGAAUUUGGUUAAGUUCGGGUUUGAAAAUGUUGUUUGAUCGCAAGCGUUUUUGUCUUUUGUUUAAUUUUUACUUUCAUAUCAUUAUGUAAAGAGCAAUAAUUGUUGUGUGAUGAAUAAUUGUGUAAUGAAAUAUCGAUAUUUAAUUUAACACACCAUUAAAAGCGAUGAUUACUAUCUAUAUAAAAUUGUGGGUGUAUGUAUUCUUAUUAAAAAAAAUGUAACGAGUUUAUUUUUCCAAAUAGUAAUUUUAUAAGGAAAGAUCCAUUUCAUUAUUCCGAUGCAAAAUCUUUAAAUUGAU